CUCUUGGAGGACCUGUGUUCGGAUCGGGGAGGACUAACUCCUGGAGAACGCUGUUGCCCACGGGCGAGCUUUUGUCGGCUCUUUGCUCUUGGAGUACCAGCUGCUCGGUGUGGGAGGACCUGCUCCAGGACGCCAAAGAUGCACUUGUCCCCUCAGGACGGGCGGGAGGACCUCACAGCUCCUCGGUCUUGGAGGACCAGCUCGCAGUGAAGAGGGACACCCUUGUCCCCGGAGGUCCGGCAGGAGGACCUCACGUCUCUUUAGUCUUGGAGGACCUGGGGCCCGGGUCUGGGAGGACCAGGUCGUGGAUGGCGAUGGCGGAGGAGAAGGAGCCCGAGAGCGACGGGGAACGGAGGCUGCGGGAGGUGGUGGAUGAUCUGUAUCUGUUCCGGGACCAUUACUUUGAGAAUCACAGCGUGGAGGAGGCUGGCAGAAAACAGCAGGAUCUGGUGGAGAAGCUGAACAUGACUCUGGGCGAGAUGGACGCUCUUGAAGGCAGUUCCCCGAACAAGGCCCAGUUCCUGAUGCUGAAAGGCAAGGCCCUCAAUGUGGUCUCCGAGUACAGGCCCAAGGCAGAGGAAGCCCUGUGUAAGGCUGUCAAGUUAGAGCCGGGCCUGGUGGAGGCAUGGAACCAGCUGGGCGAGGUCUACUGGAAGAAAGGAGACAUUGCUGGAGCCAAGACCUGUUUCUCCGGAGCACUCAACCAUUGUAAGAACAAGGUGUCACUUCGAAACCUGUCGAUGGUGCUGCGUCAGAUCAGUGCUCAGGGAGAGGAGUAUGCCAGGAACGUGUUUGCCAGCGUGGAACAGGCCAAACUGGCUGUACAGAUGGAUGUCAAGGAUGGCACAUCAUGGUAUAUCCUCGGAAAUGCCUACCUGUCUCUGUUCUUCGUGACGGGACAGAAUCCGCGCCUCUGCCAGCAGGCUGUGAGCGCCUACGCUCAGGCGGUGAGUGUUAGCCACCUCAGACACGGGAGAAAACAGCGACAGGGCCGUUCGCAACCCCCCCCCCCCACCCCAAUUCACAUCCGCUUUCCCUGUAACCCUCGCUCGACGCAUCGGGGAUCUCUCAAAUACACUCCCGUCCUCCGCAGCUCCCUGUGGCAAAGACCCACAGCCCUCCGAGGGAGGAAAUCCCUCCUUAUCUCAGUCCGAAAUUGGUGCCCCCUUCAUUCUCAGACUGUGCCCCUCCGGAGGCUCCCGGCCUGUCUAACCCCUGCUCGUGAGACAGUCCUUCGGUACCCAGGGAUCGUCCCAGGCAUGCUGAAGGCCAAGAGGCUGAACAACAUGAUGGCUAGCCUUCAGAACAAAGAGCUCCCUGUGUACAAGGACCGAACGUACACCAGUGCCAGCGGUAAGGAGGUCUCUCUCACCCUGAAACCACUGCAAGGCCUGAAUCCCGGAGCGAACACAGGCUCGGUGGUGAUCGGCAAGGUUGUGUUCAGUCUGACCGACGAGGAGAAGGUGCCAUUUACCUUUGGUUUGAUCGACACAGAGGGAACGUGCCUGGCCGUGAUGGUUUACAACAUUGCGGAGAGCUGGGGCGUUCUGAUCGGAGACACAGUGGCUAUUCCCGAACCACAGCUUAAACAGCACAGCAUAGACCACAACGGCAAGGUGAGAGAGACUGGCAUAUCAGCCUCGGAGUCCCCUCUGGUCCUGCUGGUGAAUGGGAGGAAGCAGAGUCUCACCAGCCAAGCAGCAGCAAUUGUUGCCUACAAACCUCAGAUGGAGUAGAGGCCUCAGCACCGGGGGAUAUGGCCGUAUUUCCCCCCUGCCCUCUCCCCUUCCCUCCCCUCCCCACCCUCAGUGACCACCAGCAGAUAUGGCCUGUCCUCCCCAGGGACUACAAGCAGAUGUGACCAUAUUCCACCCCCUCCCCACCCUCCAGAAACCACCUGCAGACAUGGUCGAGUCCUCCAGGGAUUUCUUGCAGACACGGGCCCUCUCUCCCAUCGCUGGAGUUGCACUCUCACACUCACGUUUCACACACACUCAUGUUUCACACACACACACUCUCUCACACACACGCCCACCGCCCCACACGCGCGCGCACACACACACACACACAGGCACCCCCACACACACGAUAUGCUCCCAGCCCUUUACCAAAGCUCCAUGCAGCAGUCCCUGCUCUGUCUGGCCUGUGAAUUUGCGCCGAGCCCCAGGGCCAGCUCAGCACGGGCCAGUCAUUUGACAUGGGAUCCUCUGUCCCACUCAGCACCCCGGCCGCCCCUGACGAUUAAAUGCUCACUUGCCCUAAUCCCCCGGGGGGGGCGGGGGCGGGGCGGGGGCGGGGUGGCAAAAGGUUUCCCAUCACUUGCUUUGAUACAGUGUCCCACAACAUCUUUGAUACAGUUUGCAAAGUGUAUAUAUUUUCCAUGUUUUUCUAAAACAAAAGUGUAUAUAUUUAUAUAUAUUUCUUGGUUAACUUCCAGAACUGUACAUUUUUUGUUUCUCUGUGUGUGUGUGUUGUUAUUGAUCGUGCAGUUUGCCUUUGUUGUCCUAAAGCGAGCUGUGAUUGUGAAGUGAGUGAUUAAAAGUUGGUGAAUUGGAAA
Rhincodon typus (whale shark) is the source of this 2557-nucleotide messenger RNA. It is a transcript of the gene ttc5, whose product is annotated as tetratricopeptide repeat domain 5. Lineage: Eukaryota; Metazoa; Chordata; Chondrichthyes; Orectolobiformes; Rhincodontidae. The coding region runs from base 309 to 1736 and encodes 475 amino acids. Gene Ontology annotation, molecular function: protein binding. The transcript is spliced from 9 exons. The record is from RefSeq and is a predicted model, not a curated record.